This is a messenger RNA of Rotaria socialis, 558 nucleotides long. Lineage: Eukaryota; Metazoa; Rotifera; Eurotatoria; Philodinida; Philodinidae. The record is from the annotation of a GenBank genome assembly.
AUGAGCGUUAGUUCAUUCGAAAUUUUACCUGACGAUAUUCUUUAUGAAAUUUUUGCUUAUUUGUCUCCAGUUGAUAUUCUUCAAUCAUUGUUUUCAUUGACUAAACGUUUGUCAAGAGUCAUAUCAAAUGAAUAUUUAUGGAACAUUCAUAUUGGUGAUACAACAAUGUCAUUAUCGAUGUUUAAUGAUCAAUGUCAAAAUAUCUUGAAAUUAAUAGGAGGUCGGGUUGUCUCAUUACGUUUAACAUUAAUCCAUGUUAUUGGUGGAUGGUCAUUUGUUUCAUCUUAUCUUCAGUAUCAUCAGAUAACAUUGCUUCAACGUUUACAUCUGAUUGACAUUAAACCACAUGAAUUCGAUAAAUUAUUGCGCAAUCAUGUAAUAAAACACUUAAAUAUUUUAUUAGUUGAUGUGACGUCAUCUAGUUCAUUCAAUUGUCUUCAAAUCGAAGGAGUUUAUCUAGCUAAGGUGUGUUCAAGAAUGCCUCUUCUAAAAAUUUGUCGACUUCCUUUUGAUUAUAAUGAUAUCAAUGUUAAUCAAGUAGAAAACGAUUCAUUAUAA